GCACGUAUGCGCUCUUCAAUCGCCUGUGCUCGUUGCCGCCGAUCCAAGGUCAAAUGUGUCAACAGUGGUGUUGGUACACCCUGUCGGUCUUGCGAGGCCGGCAAUAGGGAAUGUACAUAUCCGGUACCUGUGACAGGUGGACGCAAGAGAGAGAACAGUCUGACCGGACCUGCUCCAAAGGUUGAUCCUCUGACUGAAGAGCGCAANAGUAAUGCUGGCCUACCAGGCCAACCUAUGCCAGCUUAUACAGAACCCUCUAUUGUCCCAGCAGAUGCUCUAGACUCGGGUCUCUUGACUCCGGCCAUCUGGAAGGAGUUGCUACACUUUUCUGCCGACCUCCCCUUCAUCCACCCUCCUACCUUCCUCAAACCUCUUCGUCAGGCCAGCUCCCAAGCUCAGGCACCUCAAUACCGCCCCUAUACAAAUAUUCCUGCUCCGCCAGUCCAACCUCCUGCACCUACCGAAUUCUUGUUGGCCUUCUUAGCCUUGACAUCCCGCUUCCAUCCUACACUUGUCGCACACCAUUCUCCACGGAAUGCCAAUCGUCCUAGUGAUCCACUUGUCGCUGCCGAGUUUUACGCCUCUGCAGCAUCCGCUCAGCUCAACACCGUAACCACCGACAGGCUGGGUCUUUACGACAUAUCCACAAUCCACGCUAUGCUGAUGCUCGCCUUGCACGAGUGGGGCAUGAAUCGAGGACCAAAAGCAUGGGGUCAUCUCGGUAUUGUCAUCCGGUCUGCGCAGGCAAUGGGUCUGCACUACGAGGAAGAAUUGGACGAUCAACCCCUAUCCCGUUCAUUGCCAUCUCGAGCGAACGAUCAACAGGGAUUUGCCGACCCUGGAAACACAUCACCUGAUGUUUCUUGCCAGAAUGAUGCUUUUGUCAAACAGGAAAUCCGUCGCCGCACCUUGUGGGCGUGUUUCAUCCUUGAUCGCUACUUUAGCAAUGGCAAGUUCAGACCUCAAGCUCUGAACGCGAAAGACCUACGUAUUCAGUUACCAGCUGGCGAACAUGCCUUUUUGUUCGGUGAGAAGGUCCGUACUCUGCUUUUGAGCGAAGAGAACACCUCUAGAGCCGAAGUGCAAAGUCAGCGCCGCGCUUCAUUAGCUACUGAUCCGUCGAAUCCUGCUUACAAGCGAUCCUCGAUCCAUGACAGUGCAACUGGCAGAUCUUCACCGCAAGAUCCUGAGGGCCGCUGGGAAGUUGGUCCUGACGAAGGUCUGAUCAGUCGAUAUAUCAAGGUAUUAGACAUUCAUGGUAAGGUGAUGCGGUGGGCGUGCGGAGGAGGAAGAAAACGCGACGCUCUACCACCAUGGAACCCACAAUCAGAAUGGUACAGCCUCAGAAAAACGCUUGAAGAUUUCAAGGUCGGCCUUCCCAGACAUCACUCUUUGACGGCGCAGAACACAUCUGCCCAUAUCAAUCUGCACUCCUCGACACCCUACGCUCUUGUUCAUCUCACCUUCCUUCUUUCUCAACUCCUGCUUACCCGUGAAUUCCUUCCUUUCAUCCCCUUCAGACAUGGCAAGCCUUCAGGUCCUCUCGAUGGCACGCGCUUCGACACGAUACCAUCACCUCAAGGAUUUUGGGAAGACAGUGCUCGUGAAUGCUUCGCCGCCGCUCGGGAUAUUGUCGACUUGAUCGGUUCCUUCCAAGAAUGGGGUGUCGUGGUUGAAACUCCUCUGGUCGGCUUUGCUCUUUAUAACGUUGCCUUGCUUGGUGUCUAUGUCAUUAACUUCCCCUGGAUGGACACUCAUGGCUACCUUCGUCGAACUGCUAAGGACGAGGGCAUGGCUUCUGGCGCCGACGCUGCCCGUAAAGCCAUCGAGCUGCUCGCUUCGAUGAAGAAUCGAUUAUACAUGGCAAAUGGAUGGUUUCAAACAGUCAAGCGCUCACACAAAUACUUCUCUCGUUUGCGAAAGACUUGGGUGGAUUCUGCAGCCAGAUUACCGGGAGUCUUCCACGACCAAAGCAUCGCUACUGCUCAACUGCAUCCACCGAAUGCCGAGAGUACACGAGUGUUAUUGGAAAGGGCCUUGAGAGACUCGGACGACUCUGGAGAUUCUGAUGUUGACAUAUCAGAUGCCCUUGCACCUUCUGAACUGCCCAAUGGUGCGCCCGCUCCUCGAUCGGAUAUCAGCAGUCCUCGUAUUGGUACUACGCCACCCAAACAAUCCUUCUCCACCCCUGCAGAGCAAGCACAAGCUCAUGCACAGCAAGAGGAGCGUUGGAACGCCAUCAACAGUGUCGCGGCAGCCGCUUCUGCUGUGGCGGAUGGCAGGGCNCUUACACAAUCAGCUCCUGGUCAGAACAACAGCAACAACCCACACUUCCGAUUCUACAAUGCCUUCCCUUCCAACUCAGCUUCAUCUACACCAGGUGGUAGCUACUCCGGCCAUGGCUUCCGUGCUGCAUACCCCGACACGUUGCCACAGCCGCAUUCACAUCCUCAGACUCCGUCUUGGACACCAUCGAACGGCCAUUCGAGGGAGCCUCUCCAAGGCAUACAUGCCUUCACAGGUGAUCAACGUCGGGAAAGCGAAGCAUUGGCUGGCGCAGCAGUGGCAGUACAUGCCGCUCAACAUCGUCGUACCUCUUCAGAUCGUGAGAUUAAGGACGUAGAGUCAUGGCUGGUUGCUUUAGAAAAGCCAUUCGGUGCCGAUGAUGUUGCAGCAUUCGUUGAUGGCGUCGAGUUCGCCGAGUAUGCCGCU
This is a messenger RNA of Aureobasidium musti, 2712 nucleotides long. NCBI's taxonomy places the organism in Eukaryota, Fungi, Ascomycota, Dothideomycetes, Dothideales, Saccotheciaceae. The record is from the annotation of a GenBank genome assembly.